Molecule: messenger RNA, 11618 nt
Organism: Hemiscyllium ocellatum (epaulette shark)
Lineage: Eukaryota; Metazoa; Chordata; Chondrichthyes; Orectolobiformes; Hemiscylliidae
Gene: hipk2
Product: homeodomain interacting protein kinase 2
Exons: 15
Coding region: 695-4204 (1169 amino acids)
Biological process (GO): intrinsic apoptotic signaling pathway in response to DNA damage by p53 class mediator; smoothened signaling pathway; positive regulation of transcription by RNA polymerase II
Cellular component (GO): nucleus; PML body; cytoplasm
Molecular function (GO): transcription coactivator activity; transcription corepressor activity; protein serine/threonine kinase activity
Source: RefSeq, a predicted model, not a curated record
GGAGCAGGAAUCAAUGCCCCUUUUCAAUGUGUUGGAAAUAUCGACCCCCCCCCCCCCCGCCCCAGAACCCGAGCAGGACUCAUAACCCACCGCCUUCCGUGGCCCCUUCCUCUCCCCUGCCCCCUCAAAGCUUAGUAUUUUUUUUUAAAAACCCCAAGAGCUGGGCCUCUCAGCUAAGCUAAGUUACCCCAGCUCGCAUCUAAAGGGUUUAUUUUCGGGACAGAUCGACUGCAUAGGCAGUUGAUGUCUCUCCGGCUCUCUGUGCUUUCUGCUUGUAAGUUUGCAGAAAUCCCACAGACAUGUUGACUAGAAGGUAAAAAAAAAUCGCAAAUCCGGCUCUAUUUUGUUUUUAUUUUAAUUUUAACAAUAACGCCGGGUGGCAGAUCCGUAUGUGGGACUGGAACUGGAUUCUUGAGGGGGUGUCCGGUGUCUUGUACUUGAGGGGGGAGAGAGGGAGAGAGAGAACCUUCCCUGAAAGGAGAGCGUUCAAUGACUGAUUUUGCAAGAGUUAUUUUUUUCCUCUCGCCCCCAGUGUCUCUCUCCCUCUUUCCCUGGAUGAAUCCGAACAGUGAUGCAGCCAGGGACCUACAGUCCAAAUUAAUCCAGCACAACAUGGCAGAUCGACACCGUGUUUAGCAAGAAGAGAAGCAACUGGCUUUGUAUUCUGCCAUGCAUAGCACACAGUACUGCACCGAUGGCCCCGAUGUACCAAGGUAUGGCCUCACAAGUGCAAGUCUUUUCCCCUCACACAAUCCAGUCAAGUGCCUUCUGCAGUGUGAAGAAACUGAAAGUGGAGCCGGGUUCUAACUGGGAUAUGACCGGGUAUGGUUCACACAGUAAAGUCUACAACCAGAGCAAGAGUCCGAACCUCGCACAGUCAACAAUCAGUGCUUCUCUUCAAGUUACCAAUCCGAAUCUGUCCUACGAGCAGACGGUGAUUUUCCCAGCCAGUGCCGGCCACAUUGUCUUCACAACAGCAAACAGCACAUCGGGGGUGGUGGCCGUGUCUGCUCAGGCCUUGGGAGGCCCGCAGAACCUGACCCGCCGCAGCACUGUGACCCUCCUCGAUACCUACCAGAGAUGCGGCCUGAAGCGGAAGAGUGAGGAACUCGAGGACACCGGCAGCGUGCAGAUCAUCGAGGAGCAUCCGCCAAUGCUUCAGAACGCCACCAGCGGCGCCACUGUUGCCACGGCAGCCACUUCCACCGCCACUUCCAAGAACAGUGGGUCAAACAGCGAGGGUGACUACCAGCUCCUGCAGCACGAAGUGCUGUGCUCAAUGACCAACACGUACGAGGUGUUGGAGUUUCUCGGCCGGGGGACGUUUGGCCAAGUAGUGAAGUGCUGGAAAAGGGGGACCAAUGAAAUUGUAGCCAUCAAGAUUCUGAAGAACCACCCUUCCUAUGCAAGGCAGGGCCAGAUUGAGGUGAGCAUCCUUGCUCGGCUGAGCACAGAGAGUGCGGAUGACUACAAUUUUGUCCGGGCCUAUGAGUGCUUUCAGCACAAGAACCACACUUGCCUUGUCUUUGAAAUGCUGGAGCAGAACCUGUACGACUUCCUGAAGCAGAACAAGUUCAGUCCGCUGCCCCUCAAGUACAUCAGGCCCAUCCUGCAGCAGGUGGCCACAGCCUUGAUGAAGCUCAAGAACCUCGGCCUGAUUCACGCUGACCUGAAGCCAGAGAACAUCAUGUUGGUGGACCCGGUCAGGCAGCCAUACCGAGUGAAGGUGAUAGAUUUCGGCUCAGCGAGUCACGUCUCGAAAGCUGUGUGUUCCACUUACUUGCAGUCCAGGUAUUACAGAGCACCAGAGAUCAUCCUGGGACUGCUGUUUUGUGAGGCCAUUGACAUGUGGUCACUUGGGUGUGUUAUUGCCGAGCUAUUCUUGGGGUGGCCAUUGUAUCCAGGAGCUUCUGAGUACGAUCAGAUCCGUUACAUUUCACAAACACAAGGGUUACCAGCGGAGUACUUGUUAAGUGCAGGGACAAAGACAACACGGUUCUUCAACAGAGAUCCAGAUUCAUCUUAUCCACUAUGGAGGCUUAAGACACCAGAAGAUCAUGAGACAGAGAUGGGGAUCAAGUCGAAGGAGGCAAGGAAAUACAUUUUUAACUGUUUGGAUGAUAUGGCACAGGUGAACAUGACGACAGAUUUGGAAGGAAGUGAGAUGCUGGCAGAGAAGGCAGACAGACGGGAGUUUAUCGAUCUGCUGAAGAAGAUGUUGACCAUUGAUGCAGACAAGAGAAUUACACCGAUUGAGACACUGAGCCAUCCCUUUGUAAUGAUGACCCAUCUAUUAGAUUUUCCUCAUAGCACACAUGUCAAGUCCUGCUUUCAGAACAUGGAGAUUUGCAAGCGAAGAGUCAAUAUGUAUGACACAGUGAAUCAGAGUAAGACGCCUUUCAUCACGCAUGUGGCUCCAAGCACAUCGAGCAAUCUAACAAUGACCUUCAGCAACCAGCUCAGCACAGUGCACAACCAGCCUUCAGCAGCAUCCAUGGCAGCUGUUGCCCAAAGGAGCAUGCCACUGCAGACGGGAGCUUCGCAGCUGUGUGCUCGUCCUGAUCCCUUCCAGCAAGCCUUGAUUGUGUGUCCACCUGGAUUUCAAGGAUUGCAGGCUUCUCCGACCAAGCAUGCUGGGUACUCUGUCCGAAUGGAGAAUGCUCUUCCAAUUGUUACACAGGCUCCAGGAGCUCAGCCUCUUCAGAUCCAGCCUGGCCUACUGACACAGCAGGCUUGGCCUGGUGGUACCCAGCAGAUCCUUUUGCCUCCAGCCUGGCAGCAGCUGACAGGAGUGGCAGCCCACACUUCAAUGCAACAUGCUACUGUUCUUCCAGAGACAAUGGCAGGGGCCCAGCAACUGGCAGACUGGAGGAACACCCAUCCGCACACCAGCCAUUACAAUACCAUCAUGCAGCAGCCAGCCCUCCUGGCGAGUCAUGUGACCUUGCCAUCUGCUCAGCCUUUGAAUAUUGGUGUCGCUCAUGUAAUGAGACAGCAACCCACAUCAAGCUCCACCUCAAAGAAGAACAAGCAACAGCAGUCCACUGUUAGGAAUAUGUCAACCUACGAAGUCUCCUCCACCCGAAGCUUCAAUUCCCACUCCCCUCAACGCUCGAAACGUGUGAAGGAGAAUACCCCGCCGAGGUGUGCUGUGGUGCAGGACAGUCCAGCCUGCAGCACCUUAACAUGUGGCUGGGGGGAGGCCACCAGCACAACCCAUGAGCACCAGAGGCAGACCAUAGUUAUUCCUGACACGCCUAGCCCAGCUGUCAGUGUCAUCACCAUCAGCAGUGACACUGAUGAAGAGGAGGAACACAAACGAGUCCCCAACAGCAGACUAUCAAAGCAGAGGAAAAAUGUCAUCAGCUGUGUCACAGUGCACGACUCGCCAGACUCUGACUCCUCGAGCAACAACAGCCCAUAUGCCAUGCAACAGCAGCACACCAUCAGCAGCACUGCAAGCAACCCGGCCAAAGGACGGUCAGAUAGCCACUACUGUGGGAACCCACGAACCAUUAUUGUCCCGCCUCUCAAGACGCAGUCUAGUGAUACUGUGGCAGGGUGUGACCGCCUUGCACCAGGCACACAAGGACAUCAUUCAUUGAUCCACAAGCCCAAAAACUCCAGCACAACCACAUCCAGUACAACCCACUCUUCAGCAAGUUACUCAGCGAUAUCAUCUUACCGACAACAGAGGUCAACAGCCCAUUCCUUUCAACAGCAACCCCUCAAUCUCAGUCAGGCUCAGCCACAUGUGACAGGGAUCCAGGAGCGGAGUGGCAACCAUGGACAUCGGAGGCAGCAAGCUUACAUCACACCGACCAUUGCUCAGGCCCCCUACUCGUUCCCACAUCGUAGUCCUUCACACACUGUGCAUCCUCAUCUAGCAGCGGCCCAUUUAUCCGGGCAGCCUCACCUGUACACCUACGCCACACCUGCUGCCCUUGCACCCACGGGCACAGUGGCUCACCUUGUGGCAUCACAGGGGUCUACCAGGCACACUUAUGCCACCCAUCCUGGAGGCAUAGUUCACCAAAUGCCCGUUGGUAUGGGACCAAGGGUACUGCCAUCUCCAACCAUCCACCCAAGUCAGUAUCAAGCCCAAUUUGCCCACCAGACAUAUAUCAACGCUUCACCAGCCUCAGCUGUCUACACCGGAUAUCCAUUGAGUCCAACCAAGGUCAACCAAUACCCCUACCUUUAAGACUCAAGAACAACAAGGAUAUUGUAUUGAAUUAAAACAAGCAACAAUGCAUCUCGUACUUGAGAAGGUAGUUGAGAAAUAAACCGGAAGGAAGAGCACUCAGUCAUGGGAAGAAAACUACAAAUCUUUUUUAAUCAGAAGUUUAUUUAAAAAAAACCAAAUUUUGAAAGCCUGACAAUUGACCUCUGGCCAGUGAUGAAGAUGUAUGAAGGGGAGUCGAGCAACAAUGUUCGGUGGAUAUUUAAUCUCUGAAAUAAUUUAAGGACUUGUGACUUUGGGACCCUGGAAGCUACUCUGAGAGUUUGGUUCAAGUUUUUAAUUGAUGAAGUUCAGUAAAUGAACUACAGUUGAUUUCUCAAAUUCAGUUUAUUUUAUUUUUUGUUUUGAUAAACAAAUAGCUGCUCAUCUUUUCCUAAAUCAAACCCUCCUUGUGAAGGUGGAGGCUGCCAGGGCCCCUUUUAGAAUGUAGGGAGAUGAGGAAAGCUUCAUUCAAUGAUAUGAUACCAAUAGAUAUUAAUCGUGAUUGCACAACACUGAUUCAACUUAGCUGUGUUCUUAAGGCAUGUUAGUUGUGACUGUUCUGAGUUCCACUGUGUGUGUGUGUGUGUGUGUGUGUGCGCGUGUGCGCGUGUGUAUAUUUUUGUGUGUGUGUUAUCUUUGCUGUCUAUUGUUUCUUUUUAGCAGAAAGCUUCCUGUCAUGUUUCAAACAUAUUUCCUUGUAGUGCCUUACAGAAAAGGACAAGAAUUCCUCCAGACUUCCAAUAGAUCCAAUGGAGUUGGUAUUAAUGCUGAGGCAAUCCUCCCAGUCACAAUUCUUGGGCAUGGUGGCUCUGCAUGAUGAAAGGACUGGGACUAAGAGAGUGUAGGGUUGCAUUUGGAGAAACACAGUCUGAGUUUGCAUGUCCUUUCUUCUCUUUACAACUCCUCAGGUGUUGGCAGCUCAUAAUUCCCUUUCCAGGUAGACUAUUAGUGUAGACAGAACAUAAUGUUGUAAGCAACAAAGUGCCAUUUGACUCGUAAAGCUCUCAAAUCUCUCAGUAGUCUAUGUAUAAUUCUUGUAAUAUAGAUGUAUCCCUUCCACUCUCUGCCCAUUGAUCCACCAGAUAAACUGACACCUGUUUCCUGUGAACAAUGUCAAGUCUUUUCGUUAAACUCUGUGUCCUAGUGCCAAUUGUCAUUUAAUUAAUGAGCUUCUGUUAAUAAUUGGUGUUGAAAUCAAUUCAGUCAUGGAAGGUAUGACCAUAAUGUCACAAAUGGUGUGUACUUGGCAAGGGGAAAAAAUUAGAGAAAAAAUAAUGAGAUCUGCCAUAUUGCACAAUGUUCCUAGGUAAUUCAAAUGUAUACUGUGUGGUUCUUAGGUACAUGGAGUUUUCUGGUAUCACCUUUGGAACACAUCUAUUUCAGCCCGCUAAAACAUUCUGCUUCUGUCAUUACUUUAAAAAAAAAUUUCCUCCAUGACUGCAUCAUUUUAAAUUAUGUCCUUUUCCAACUAAAUAAAGAGAAAACAACUAGUUAUCUUCGUUAAGCAACUCAAUGUUGAAUCUUUUCCUGCAAGGACACAGUUCUGCUGUUAAUUUUCUACCAUCUUCAUAGUUUCUCAGAAUUAGCUUAAUCUUAUUGAAUGGUGAAGCAGGCUUGUGAAGUUGAGUGGCCUCCUCCUGUUCCUAUGUAUCUGCCUUUACUGAUGUGGAUGCCUUCUGGUACCCUGCAGGAAUUUGAGAGAGAUCCAGAGGACAUCACAGCUGAACCAAUCCUGUGUGUUGUAUUUACACCCCACAAGAUAUGUUGGUUAAUGAUUUCUAGAGUCCUAGUCAGAAACAGGUUCACCUGUUCCUGGAUUUCUGACUCUGAAUCACUGAUGCCAACUCGGACUUUUCCUUCAUGUCACCACAGCUGACAUUACAAUCCAUGACCAAGGCAAAUGUGCCCAAGCAACUCACUGAUCUGACCAACAGAGACAUGAAGGAAGUGGAAUAAAGAGUUUAGGAAUGAUCUACGGUACCAGUGGUUCUGACUGACCUGACACCUGGCAAAUUUGUUCUGUACGUUUGACUGAUCGUAAAAAGGUCCAGGGAAGGGGGCUUGAGAAUCUGAACUGGUGAAAUUGCAAGUUAGGUUUCUUCUUAUUAGAAUGAAUAUUUUAAAAACCGAGAAAAAAUUAUGAGCAGAAUAUCUUGUUCAUCACACAAAUUUAGGGUGAUUGGCAUUUUGUAAUAGAACAUUUCAGUUUUUCCUUUUCAGUGUAGUACUUUAACAAAUAUCUUCAUUAGCUGCUGUUUUAAAUGUUUUGAAUUUGUGGUUAUUUUUUUCUCUUUUAAAAAAACCAGCCCUACAUUUUUAAAGGAAACCAUUUAAUUUCUGUCUUUUCACUCCCAAUUGUGCUGUGUAUGUGUUUUCUUUUGAGCAGAGUUGUCCAAUAGAGUUCACUGGCUACAACCACACAGUUUUAAUCACAAUUAUUUUAAUACACACCCUUUCGUAAUACAAGUAAGUGUAUUUCACAGGUGUAUCUUUACUGAAAAAAAAUCUAGCAGUUUUCAGUAAGUAAGGAAGCAAAACAAAUAUUACAGUCUGCUUUUCAUCACCAUUUACCAACAAACACAAAAGAUACACACAUAUAAGUCAUGUAAAUAAUACUAACAUCACAUGCCCAAAAUGAAUCAUUUUUUAUUAUUAAUCCAAAAUAACAUCUGUAUUCCCUAUGAGCCACAUCUGAAGGUAUAAUUAGCCAAAUGUAGCUAGUGGCUAAUGAAGUGGGCUACAUUGCAUUAGGGAAGAAAAAAAUGUGAUUGAAUUUUCACAGAGGUUGCCUUCUUGUAUGAGUUGUGUAAUUAAUAGUCUUUAGGUUGUUAAAGGCUGACAUGAGUUGAGUUGACUUCUAAGUCAGGUUAAGUGCUCAGUACAUUCUCAAAGUCUGAUCAAUUAUACCCAUGUUCACUGUGCAUUCUAAAGGCCAGGCUUUGCAAUAACCAGGUGCAAUCCCAUCAAGGAGGAGAGCUGGCUGUGAGUGAGUGUAAGGAUGCGGAUAAAGAAUAAGUCACUCACAUAUACAAAAACAAAAUGACACUUGACACCAAAGAAAUCACAUUUUAUGGCAUUAUUUGUGCUUUGCUGCCUCUGACUGUCAGGCUCUUUCAUGAAGAUUAUCUGUUAGGAGGAGACAGCUGGAAUUUAUUCCUCUUCGUUUGUAAUUAACACUUAAUACUUGACUUUAUUUUUUUUUCAUUAGGUGGGAAUUUCUCAAAGGUUUAAUAGUUACUGGCAUUGCUGCUAUUUUUAUGUAUGUAAACAUUCAUGUGAGUCUGUAUGUGUUCUAUAUGUAUAUACAUAUGUUUAUAUAUAAGGAAGAAAAAAAACCUAAUCAUUAAAUUUGGGAAGGGGCAUAAAAGUUGCUGAUUAUCAAUAAGAGUCUGCAUAGUUUCAACUGUUAAUUCACACAUGAAUCAAUUUUUAUUCUAUUUAAUACAAUUAUACUUGCAUCCCAAACAAAAGGAUACAGGUAUUUUUCAACUCAGAAUCAAUGAGAAGCCCCUCUGCUUCCCCCUACCCUGACCAUGUCAACUUGAAACCAUUGGGUGCCUGUAGGGCUGAAAUAGGGAGUUAGCAAUAGCUUUUAGAGAAUGAAAGAAUAAUAAUGGAGCAUCAUUUUAAUAGUGACCUGUGCAUGGCUGGAAUUUGUCAAUAGGGUGAAAUCUAUCUGGUGUCUGAUCUUGUUCCAUGCUAGCUCUUUUUCUUAAGCACCUUGUUGCAGUUUGGUUGUUUAAAUCAAACAUUUUUGUCUUUAAAUAUGUGUUUCUGAGUAUCUUAACAAUUUGGCGGAAAGUGCCUUUGUCUUGGAAACCCUUCAAUAUAUAUUGGCAAUAGAGUGCAUGGAUUUAAAGAAGGCAAGAUUUCAAAUUCAGAGCUGAAGGCUGUGACAAUUCAAUGAGGUCCAACACAACGGAGAGACAUAGCUACUACAUUAGCUAUCAGUGUUUCCCCUCUAGAACAUUGCUGAGCUAAACAGAAGUGGGCCCAUAUUGGAGGUGCGAUCACAUGUACAGAGUUAUGUGGAGUGAAGGUGAGAAGCAGUAGGGUUGCCAAGCAUUUGGGAUUGUCCUGGAGUUUCCAGAAAGCAAGAUGAAUUAAUCUCCCCGAUGCUGUGAGCAACCCAAGAUAAAAUUCAUAGGGGCAUGCAAAUUCUGUGACUUUUCUUUCUAUUAUAAGCAUAGAGAGAUAGGGAUUAAAGAGCUUUUGGACUGAGAUGGAUAAUAGUGAGGCAUCAUUUGAUCAGACACCAAAGGGGAACAUUGGGCAAAUGGAAGAUUUGGAGAGAGGGAAAAUUAAUUUCUAGCCAAUAUUUGGAGAUUAAAUCCUCCCCAGCAUUCCAUCUAACCCCCUCUCUCCACUGGUUACAUGCAUGUCUUUGUGAGUAUUGGCAAAUCUAGUGGAAUUGGGUCUAAAAAGUGUUGUUGGAAACCUGUUUGUAACUUUGUUAUGGGAGGUGGUGAAUUUGUCUGUACAUGCACUUCAGAUUUUCAUUUUAGGUGCUAGGUUGCAGAAACUACUGUGCAGUGUUAUGGUUCUUUGGAUGUGCUGCAACAUAUUCAGGGUCUGGUGCUAAAUUUACGGGAGAAUUUUCUUUUACACAGACUAAUCUGACCUGAAUAAGAUUUUGAAAUAAGGAAAUGGUGGUUGAUUUAGUGUUGCAUUGUUAGCUGUUUAUUUUUUUCUUUAAGCCUCAAACACAGGCUGCCUUUAAAUAUGCCAUUGUGGCUGGAUAUAGGAUCGCGAUGGUGAAGUAUUCACAUCAUGACUGUUACCAGUUAUUUAUUCUCCCUUCCUUCAACUCCUGAAUCCUUGCUGCCAUCAGGUUUUCCAUGAUGCCUUGCACAAGCAACCAAUCUGAGCUCAUAACACACAAUGUGGACGGAUAUUAAAGGAAUGAAUAAUGAUUAGCAACAUACUUAACACUGGUUUGGCUCAAAUCAGUCCACUCAGCACUAAUCUGGACAUUUCUAUUCCCUGAGUGAAUGUAUUGAGCCGUCAGGAGAGAUGUUUAAUAAUGUUUUAACCUUUCCUGGUGGCACUUCUUUACCUUCUAUAAUACAUACCAAUUCCAGCUUUGAUUUGGAAAGAAAGUGAUGUUGGAAACUUGUACAAUUGCAAUUGAGCUGAUGUGGAAGAAGGUCAGGUGAUAUGAUUUUAAAAAGCAGUGGGAAGGAGUCUGAUAAUGGGACUACAGUAGAUUGAGUUUGCUAUGUUAAUGAAGCAGGAAUAUAGCAAUGUGCACAAUAUACAAGAAGGAAUAAUGAAGGCUACAGUGGUUAAUGAUGUAGUUGGUAUAAGAUAUUGAUGCUUUUUAGGAUGCUUUUCAGUGAGAUAAAAUGUUUAAAAGUCCAUAAUUUGAUAUUUGGUUUAAUGGGAAAAUAUAUAAAAGAAGGAUUUACUCCCAAACUAACUUGCUCUCCUGGCACUCCAUGUCCUGCCUACAAUGCUCUAUCGUUGCAUUGCUUUGCCCACAGUGCCCUGCCGCACUGACCAUCCCAAACUUCAAAGACCUGAUCACAAUGUCCUGCCCACACUUUGACCCUCUACUGUGUCUAUGUCAUCCUGCCCUGCCCUGCUUGUUCUGCACUAUGCUACUACAUCACACUACACUGCUCACAUCACCCUUGCCACACCACACCACCAUAUUUGUAUUCACUCUUAUCCAUUCCAUCCUGCUCUGCUCACUGAUUUUACAAUAGAGCUGACAGUUUGAUUAAGAAAUGAUGUCCUCCAAUAGGCUAGAACAUACCAAAUACAGGCUGGAGUUGCCAACCCCCAGGCAGGGAUAGAUUGAAAUAGGACAGGAUGCAAAUGCAAAAUAAGAAUUCUAAAGAAGUUACUCUACAUGGGUGAAAUUUUCUGCCCUAAAAUUCUUAAUUUGCUAUCUUAGUUAACUUGAUAAAACCCAAUAAUUAAUUCUUCCUUUUAAUACACUGUUCUUCCUGGUGAGAUGUUACUGGUGGUUAGUUAUUCUGAAUUUCUUAACCAAUAGCUGCUUGGAAUUAAAAGUCUUUGAUUCUUGGCAUUUAGGAGGAUCCUCCCUCUGGUGCAGUGGUAGUAUCCCUAACCCUGAACGGUGAGACUCAAGUUCAAGUCCCACCUGCUCCAGAGGUGUGUAAUAACAUCCCCAAAUAGGUUGGUUAGAAAAAUUGGUAUUGACAUCUGGGAGGGGUUCAUUGGUGCAGUGGUAGUGUCCCUACAACCAAGCUGGGUACCCAGGUUCAAGUCCCAAAUGUUCCAGGGGUAUGUAAUAACAUCACUGAGAAGGUUGAUUAAAAAUUAUUUUUUUUUAAAAACACAGUUCAGCCAGAAACUCAAGUCAUAGUUAUGCAAUGCCUGUUUAUCUAUAAAGUUCUCAGUCUCCAUAUUGAGGGGCUCUUGUGGUGUAAUUGUAGCAUCUCUUCCUCUGAAUUUGGAGGCCAGAGUUCACAUCCCAUCUGCUCCAGAAUUAUCUAAUAACAUCUCUUAAUUGGUCAAUUAGAAAAUAAUUUGGCAAUCGAGGAAAAAGCUCUGCCCCCUCAACUCUCAUUGAUGUGACCUUCCAGGAAUCACUUCAUGUUAAAUUGAGAGAAGGGGGAGAAAGGGAAUCUCAGUGGUCAAUGUGGGCAUAUUUAUUGCAUUUACACAGAUGUGGAUAGCACUCAUCUCUGCUGCAAGUUUCACCUUUCCUCUCCAAGGUAUCUUUGGGGUUUUAAACUCAGAAUUCUGUCUCAUCCUUGUUCAGUGUCAAAACCUGAUAACCUGCAUUAAACUCUCCGUAGGUUUGUGUUUCAGUGUAUUAUUCUAUGUUCUUUUCUUUGUGGACUGUCUUACUUGCUCUGUAAUUUGUUGUCUUUUUAAAGAUGGGGGCAUGGUUUUGGUGCAGGGAGGAGUGGAGAUGUUGUAGGAAUAAAUGUACAAUGUAGAAACUUAUAUCUUUGCCCCAUAUUCUAGGUAUGGUUACGAGAAUGUUUAUUUUGCUGAAUUGUAGAGUGUUUUUUUUAAAAAAAAAAUCAAAGUUCAGCCAGAAACUCAAGUCGUAGCUACUAAAUGCUUGUGUUUUUCUAAUGAUGUUGUGAGCUCACUCUUAAUUGUUUCAGUUGUAGGAGGAAUGAGUGCAAAUUUUAUGGUCUCAUCUUGAAACUAAUAUUAGAAGCAUUGUAAAUUAAAAAGAUUUUAAUGAAAAAAUAGAGUAUAUAGUUAUUUUAACUGUUACUAUUAACUGUAGGGAGAAAAGGGGGUCUAUUGUUGUGAACUGUUUAGCUUGUAGUUCACUGGUUGUUGAUCAUUUUUUCGGUCUCCAAGGUGAAUCUGCUUAUCUCCUAAUCAGAAUAUAUGCACUCACAUAUGCAUAUUGUAUAUGUGUGGAAAUGUAAUCACAAACUGUCUUGGAUUUACAUUAAAC